This is a messenger RNA of Penicillium malachiteum, 3777 nucleotides long. RefSeq lists its product as uncharacterized. The transcript is spliced from 4 exons. The coding region runs from base 1 to 3777 and encodes 1258 amino acids. The record is from RefSeq and is a predicted model, not a curated record. Lineage: Eukaryota; Fungi; Ascomycota; Eurotiomycetes; Eurotiales; Aspergillaceae.
AUGAUGCGGACAACUUCAACUGCUGAGGAUAAUGACGAAAACGACGACAAUGACAUAAGUCGGUCAGAGAAAUCGAUGUCUAUCUCUGACCAGUCAGUCCAAGUCAUCGAAGACUCCAAUGCCGAGGAUGAAUCAGGCGAAGAAGAUGCCGUUUUUGAUGUUGAAACAAUCCUUGCCCAGAAAGAAGACACCGAGGGAAAUCUGGAAUAUCUUGUCAAGUGGGAUGGAUACGAUGUUAUGAAUGCCACUUGGGAGCCAGAGGAUUCGUUCAAUUCAACUGACACGUUGAUGGACUGGGAACGAAAGAAACUCGACAUACAAUCCGGACAACAACUGCGUUUCAACGUUGAGAAGUGGAAAAAACGCCUCAGGAAGAUUCAAUCCGACUUCGAAUUCGCAGGAAAGGACAUGGUGGAGUUCAACUCGGAACUGAACACCAAUAUUGAAGAUUUUCUUAUCCCAUCGUCUACCCCAAAGAGAGGAUUUGCACCAUCAAUUACCCAACCACGAAGUCGUGUAUCAAUCACAUCUGACGAGUCUUCUGCUCUAUUCGUACCCGCAGACAGUAGUAGCUCAGAGGAGUCAGUCGUUCCGCUUCGAACGCGUCGAAGAGAGCCUGAGAGUUCAUUCUCUGGUCCCUCUGGUUCCUCUCUGAAGCAGUCAGCUCAAGCUUUAAGUCCAUUGCCUCACAAUCCCGAUAAAGCGCCGCAGAAGAAAGCAGCUCAGGCUCAGGCACAUGAACCUCAGUUACCAAAGCCACAAACCUCAGCUACCAAAGCUGUAAGCUCGGCACCAAAGCCUCCUGUUGUCAAACAACCUUUCGUUGGGUUUGGUCAGUCUGCUCACCCUCGAUUUACGCGUAAACGAGGGUUCGAGUCACAGUGGGGCCGUGAGCGAGCACCAGACCCGGAUCAAAUUCAGUUGAUGAAGCCGUCGGAAUUCUCUAAAAGAGAAAACUAUGGACAUAUGACACUGGAUAUCAACCGUACAGGCUUAGACGGUUCAGCAUUGCAGCCCUCUGAAAUGAGACCAUCAGCAACCGCGGAAGCAUCUGAUUCUGUGCAAAUGUCAAUGGCCCCUCCAGCAAAGCCUUCUUCGGGGGGCGUAUCCGAGUCAUAUGGACCAACAGGCUCGCGACCUGCUGAGCGAUCGCAAUCUUUCGCACUGCAUGCUAGCGGCCAAAAUGAACCGUCUAAUUCCAAUGUCCCUAAGUCCCCUCCAAAGGAACGGCGAACCAGUCUAACAGACCAUGAUCGAACUUCACGGCCAACAGCCAUGAGAAACCGGCCCAGAUCACCUGAAGGUGAUAGCUAUCGGAGAAAGCCUGUUCAGAGUCGCCAGCGCUCACUCUCUCCUUACAGCCGUCGACCAAUGGGCCCCAUUGAUUCCUAUCGACCUGGAUAUUCAGGCCGUAGAUCCUCCUCAAGACGGUCGCGAUCACCAGAAGGUAAUGUAUCUCGGAUCGGAUCACGCUCGCCGCCCCCGCCUAUUCAUAGGCGCGGUUCAAUGCCGGAUCCAUCUCACAAUAGGCAUCCAGAUGCUUCGGAAAGAUCCCGUCCCAUCCCUCUAUCUGCAGAAGAAGAAUGCAUUGCACGCAUGCCUGUAGGAGUUCCCUCGGAUGGUGCGAGUUUCACUAGGACCGGUCUCUUCUUUAACCCCAACGAAGUUCUCGUUCAUGUGUACUUUGGCACAAAUAAGGAGUACAUUGGUCCGGCGAGAAUAAUUGGCUUGCCACGGGUGGUCAAACAUGAGCUUCUUCAGACCGGUUUGAAAUCGCCGGACAAACAUCAGUUGGAACUUUGGUUCAAAGAUCUGCACACAAUGGACGAGCUCCAGGUCCUGGCUAAGACUGUCUCGUACGACGACACGAACUGUAACGCUUGGCUGGAAGGGUUCGAGCAAACCAACCCACGGCUAUUUCGAAUGACGGAGCAGCUUCGAAGACAAAAAAUAGCUGCCGUCUACAACCGGCUUGACUCAGACGUAAAUUCGUGGAUCGCUUACGCACCUGCUUCGGAGUUCGAUGCCUUCCUCACACGACGCACUGGCGCUUGGAGAUUCCCUGGGAACGUACCGAUAUGUCUGGCUGUAAGAGGGACAUUACGGCAACCAUCGAUUUUGCAGGAAGAAUUCGGCCCGCCGCGCCGUUAUGAUGAAAAUGUGACGAGCCCGAUAACACUUGCUCAUACUGAAUUUCUUGCCAGCUCUAUCACCCAUGCAUCGAGACAGCCACUUGUUUGUCAGUCGGAACCAACGACUUCGCUUGGUCGGCCAUCCCGCCCUGCUUCCGGGCGUUGGGGAUCCAUGUCCGAGCAUACACAUGCAUCAAGUGCAAAUGUUCAUCCCUCGGAUGGAUUGCCGACGAUGAAUGAGCUUUUCGACGAUGUGCGCGCGGAGGCUUCCAUGACGGACGUUAUGCCAGAUAAUCACCAGCCAGUUCCAAACUCAACUAUGACAGGCCCUGCUCUCAAUCCAGCCCAAACUGGCACUCAAAUGCCAGUUGCGGAGAUGUUUCUCGCGCUCAACACCUUCUUCUCGAAGCUCGACAUGACAAUUGACCGCCUCGCAUCAUGUACCGAAAAAAUCUUUUAUCUACAUUUUCCACCUGGAGACGACGAUGCUCGCAUCGAACAUGGUAUGAUAAUGGCCUGGCUUCAGUGUAAUAACGUCAUCUACUUGUCAAACUGGGACAAAAAUGGCCAGGAAGAUAAAAAUGCAUGGCAGAGAUUCCGUGAGACUUACAACAAGGGUGUGAUCAUUUUCCACGAAUCAUUCCAUGCUUUCCAUGACUUACGACCUAGGAUUCGAGGAGUUCAAUGGUCUUUUAACUUCAACUUCUGGCACGUUCGUAUCAAGAACCCUCUUGCCUUGUCGAACACCCGAUUUUGUAAAGAAAAUGCCCAUAUUCAGCGUCUUUUCCCACAUGGCACAGCGUUUCUUUUGACUGAUGAUGUAUUCCGAGACAUGAAGCAAGUGGCUAUCAUCUUGGCCUGGUUCUUCGAAAGACGCAAGUCAACCGGAGGCGCCUCGACCAAGCUUGUAUUCCAGCCCGAUGUGUUGGGAUAUCUCAACCGGAAGCUGGAUGAUCCAGCCCGAAACAAAGAUGAAGACCCAUAUGUAUGGAGCAUCAUUUCGUCGAUCAAGCAAGUUAACUCUUCUUUCAAUCCCGCUUUCCGAUACUUCGAACCGAGCAGCAUGGAAUUCCAGAAACUCGACAACCCUAACAACAACGUCAUUUGCCUGCCCGUCCAAGGAUACGGUACUCGUUCUGAAAGCGACGACCCACUGAUCCCCAAGGGUUUGACGCAGGAAGAACGAAACGCAGAUCACCUCGUUGAGGCCUUUGCAGGAUGGAUGCUUGCUGAGGCAGCUCGUUUCCGCAAGACCGUGGUUAUCAGCAACCACACGAACAAGGAUCUCAUGGCACGAUGGCCCGGUUGGGGACAUGUGAAUGUGUUUGAUGUCAAUUCCUUUUUGAAGAAAUGGCAGGUUAAAGAAGAUGUCUUACUCGAAAAAAUCAAGACUGGUAGCAAGCCACAGGACGAUUCCCCUAUGACCCCGGCGGAUCAUACUGCUAUGACCCCGAGAAUUCCGCAAACCCCGAAGACACCGCUCGAGUCACAGAUCUCACGAGACCCUCGAGUCUCUGCUAGGGAUCCUCGGCUCUCUCGAGGCCCCCGGAACCUUGACUCUUCUACUACUCAUACUAGUACGGCAGGAGCUGCCAGUGAAUGGAAGGCUCCUGGUCAGCAUGGAUAUCCUGGAACGUAUCAGUAG